AUCCAAUAAUUAGCCAUUAUUCCUACUCUACAGUUCAAUUCCCAAACUCUUUCAUUCUAACCCUAGGCGUACACUGCCUUCCCUCAUUCCUAAACAGCAACAAAUAGCCUAUCUUCACAGCAGAUGAGCACUUUAUAGCAAAUUCAGCUUCGUUCUCAGCACAGCGCCGAAGACAUUCAAACGUGUGGUUCACCGGCGAUUCUUGGGUUUGUUCUCGUUUACCCGCCGGCGUUGCUUGGGUUCGUUCUCUACUUCUCUUAGCGUUAUGAUAUAAAAAACCACCAUCAGCUUUCUCUCAACACUCAGGCAAAUCUCCUCCCUUGGUACCUGCUCUUUUCCAACCUGUUUUGGAUUGAAUUAUUUUGUUUCAUUGAUGGGUUUUAUUUGAUGUAUCGGUUGAAUCGAAUUAGAAUGGAUGGGUAUUUAGAUUUUUCCUUAUUCAAUUAAAGUCUUAUUUGCCAGGUUUAUAGCUUGUUUUUGGAUUUUGGUAAAUCUUGAUUUUUCUAGAUUGGUUAAUUUUCUGUUCAGACGGUGUUUGACUAUGCUAAUCAAACAAAGUAUUGGUUUUUUUCCCUGCAUCAUUUGAUACCACGGUUAAUAGAAAUGAUGCAGCCUGAAAUUCUGAUAGUCUCCAGAGUCUUAGGUUUUGGGUUUAGAUGCAGCAGAACCUAUGGAUUUUUUACAACUAUGGUUUUGUAAUAUUUUCAUUUGUUGCUUUUUGGAAGUUUCAAAUGUGCCAAACAAAAAAAGAAUGGAUUGUUUCUAAUUGUUUGCUAUUAGAGUCUUAGACGUUUAGAAGAUAGUUUCUAAUUGUAAGUCUUAGAUUUUUAGAAGAUAGUUUCUAAUUGUAAUUUAAAAAUUUCUUUCCCAACUUUCUGGAUUCAGGUUCAGCAGGUACCAACCCAUUUAAAUAUAAAAAUCAAAUGGGUUUGGGUAACAAGAAGUAAGUGAUUUGGGUUUGAGACGAGUUUGGUAGUAUAUAUUUUAUGUGGGUUUGGGCACCUUCAAUUAUGUGGGUUCCUUGCCCGUUUACAUCUCUAACCUAAUAAGAGUUAGGGUUCGUGGGAAAAAAUUCAUAUAAACAAUCUCGACACAGAAAACUCCUUCCUUCUUCUACAAUUCGUUUUUGUUUGUUUCCGUGGCUUCUAUAAUAAGAUCACAAAGAAAAGCACCAGAAAUUAACAACAAUGGUGCACAUCUCUUUUUAAUAUAACCGUUAGUUUUGCUUUUGUACUACUUUGCUUCUGUUUCUUGACUUAUCAAAGCAUUUUUUCACUGCAUCUGUGAUAUGCUUUGAUUUUGGCUAUUCAGUGAUUUUUCUUGCUUCUCUUAUUCAUAUUGAUGUGGUGUGAUUAUAUAGUGUUUUUAGCUGCUAGUAAUUGUGUUUUUUGGGACUGGUAUAUGACCUCUCUUUGAUUAGCGAUUUUGUAUUUUGAUUUGAUUUUCUGCUUAUUUAGCAGUUAUUUUUCUGCGCAUCUCACUGCAUGUUCAGAUGCUUCAGUGUCAGAAAAAUUACUGAAAUUAGAAAUCAGGUGCAAAAACUGAAGGAAAGAAAAACAUCGAAAGGGAAAAAAAAAUGGAACAAUAUUGACCCAUGCUCCCAGUAGCUGGCCAUAUAUAUGCAGGAUAACAAAGUUUGAGGUCAUGGCUAUAUAUGUGAAGUUUAGUUUAUUAUUGCUUAUUUGGUCAUAUUUUUAUUUAUUUUAAAAUCUAAUAGGCAUAUGAAUGCAAAAAAAAAAAAAAAAAAAAUCAUUUUCUAAUUUAUAAAUAUUAUAUAUUUAAUCAUUUUAUAUUAAAUAUAUUUUUAAAAAUAUCUUUAUAUAUAUUGGACUGAGUCGGGCACAUGCAAAUCCUUUCAGACUGGACCCUCCAAUGAUCUGGUGACACUGAUACUGACAACCUGUUGUUUAUUUUAGAGACAUGCAUUUUUUCACAAUCAUGUUCUUGAUGAUUAACCCUAAAGCAAAAUUGCAUAAAUACUGGACCCAAAUGAUCUCUGCAACUGCAAAAUGCUAAUUAUUUAGCCACAUCACUCAUAGUUUCUCCAACCUAAAUCUUCGAUUGCUUCCUGACAUCUAUUUCAACUCUGAAGAAACACAAAUAUGCAUUCCCUUCGACGCUUAGCAGUUAUUACCAUAAAAAGAGCAACACCUAUCUAUGGACUCAUCUCCACGAUCCCAAAAACGCAUUUUGAUUCAACUGCCCUUUGCAAUUCCCUAUCCACCAAGUCCAACAAAAACGACAACGAUGAAUGGAACGAUGCUUGGGAAACUGCCUGGCUGCCAGAGGACAUCACAGCCAAAAACAGAGCUCCGUGGGAGACGGACGUGAAUUUCCCAUCCAAAGACUCAGCGGUGGCGCUGUCACCAGAGGCAGAUGCAGAGACCAAGGCAUUUGUGGAGGAAAUGAAUGAAAACUGGAACGAAAGGCGUAAAGUGACCAAGACUCAUCAACAACAGCAGCGAGAUAAGGAAGGGAAGAGGGGUCCUGGGGAUGGGACUUCACUUUAUAGUUUGGAGAAUAUGAAGAAGGAUUACAGGUUGAAGAAGCAGAGAAUCCAUGCUGGGUUAUGGAUGAAAGAGAUUGAGAAGCAACAGGAGGCUAAAUUGGGGGAUUCAGGUCUAGCUUCAGCAGAUGAUAUUGACCGGUUGCUUGAUAGCUGCUCUGAGAUUUUUGAUACUGCCAACAAUGACUUGGACAACUCAAGAGCCCCAAGGUCUUCAGAGUUUAAAAGCAAGCCGGAUGGUUGGGAAACAACAUCUAAGGUGCAAGAUGGGAAUAUAUGGGAGAUGUCACAAAGGGAAGAAGAUAUUCUCCUCCAAGAAUUUGAUCGUCGAAUUGCAUACAGCAAAUUCCAGAUAGCUAGUUUUAUCAAGACUCACAUAUUUAGCCGGAGAAGACCGAUUGAUGGGUGGAAAUAUAUGAUAGAGGAGCUGGGACCAAAUGCCAAGAAAGGGAAAGGUAGUGUCUCAAGGAUACCAAGUCUUUCUGACUCAUCAACUCAACCAUUCAAGGAGGAGAGGACAACAGUUGGCAACAAUUUCAUGCCCUUGAAGGGGAAAUAGUUGCAGGUUUCAAUUUUGCAAUUUUGUCACAUAAUCUACAUGCUUCAAUUCAAUUACCUCUCAUGUCAUGUGUUAUAAUUAUUUCUUUCAUUUGCUAUCAUCAAAUGCAAGCAGCACAUGGUUCAGAUUGACCUUGCAUUUGCAUAGCAAAAAUACCCAAAAUUGUGAUUUUGGGGAAUUAGAGAGAAUAAACUGGUGGAUAUUGCUAGUCAUGUUCAAUGUGCUGUGAGAACAAGUACAGGUGAAUGUGAAUUGUUUGUUCCGAUUCAGAAAGCAAUAUUUUCA
Molecule: messenger RNA, 3350 nt
Organism: Hevea brasiliensis (rubber tree)
Lineage: Eukaryota; Viridiplantae; Streptophyta; Magnoliopsida; Malpighiales; Euphorbiaceae
Product: protein GAMETE CELL DEFECTIVE 1, mitochondrial
Exons: 4
Coding region: 2103-3065 (320 amino acids)
Source: RefSeq, a predicted model, not a curated record